GUCUUAAUUGAAAGUGCAGAGUAGUUAUAGGGUGUAGGCUAUCUAUGUCAUCAAGCCCGGAUCAGUUAACAGUCUCCAGUACCCAAUUAUUUACAGCGUUGACAGCUAAUCACAGGUCAAAUCAGUCAACUUCAAUGCACUUAAUACAUAGAACUCAACUCAUACCAUCAACUGAAGCAUAAUGUUCGAGAAAUCGCUCUAUGACCUUAUCAAAGGUCUGAGAAACCAUAAAGGGGCGGAGGAGGAAUAUAUACAAGAUAGUCUACGAGAGUGCAAAGCUGAGAUCAGGUCUCAGGACAUGGAUAAAAAGGCUACUGCGCUCUUGAAAUUGAUUUAUUUGGAAAUGUUUGGGUAUGAUAUGUCAUGGGCUUCUUUUCAUGUUCUAGAAGUCAUGUCGUCAGCAAAAUACCUACAGAAACGAGCCGGCUACCUUGGAGCGGUGCAAAGCUUUAGGCCAGAUACAGAAGUGCUAAUGCUAGCAACCAAUCUCUUAAAGAAGGAUCUAAUAUCUCCAAGUAUUCCGAACAUGUCGCUGCCUUUGAUCACACUGCCUAAUAUCACAACAACUUCCUUGGCCAUGUCUUUACUCCCAGACGUUUUAUCUCGGAUUUCUCACACCCACGCUGUCGUCCGGAAAAAGGCUAUUGUAUGCCUCUAUAGGCUGACUUUAGCUUACCCUGAUGCACUCAAACUAGCAUGGCCUAAAAUUAGCGAACGUCUCAUGGAUGAUGGAGAAGACACCAGUGUCACCACCGCGGUACUAAAUGUGGUAUGUGAAUUAGGAUGGCGAAGGCCUCAUGAUUUUCUACCUCUUGCGCCAAGGUUCUUUGAGUUACUGGUGGAAGGGGGCAACAAUUGGAUGGCUAUAAAAAUAAUCAAACUUUUUGCUACAUUGACUCCCCUUGAACCACGAUUGGUUCGGAAGCUGCACCGUCCAUUAGUAAACAUUAUUGAAACAACAACAGCUAUGUCAUUAUUAUAUGAAUGCAUAAACGGUUUGAUUCAAGGUGGUAUACUUGAUAGCGAUGCAAAAAUCGAAGAGAAGGAUGAGAUUGCAAACUUGUGUGUUGGCAAGCUCCGGGGCAUGGUGGUUUCUGAUUCCGACCCAAAUCUAAAAUAUGUAGCACUCCUAGCAUUCAAUAGGAUUGUGCAUACCUACCCGGUUUUGGUAUCCAUGCACCAGGACGUGAUAAUGCACUGCUUGGAAGAUGCCGAUAUUUCAAUCCGCUUACAAGCUCUUGAACUCGUAACAAAAAUGGUGACGAGUGAAACAUUACAGUCAAUUGUCAAUCAGUUGAUUGGCCAACUAAUGAACCACGGACAAAAAAGUAGCAGAGACUGGAAUGAAGUUGAAGAUGCGGGUCUAGAAUAUAGUGCUUCCGAUUUGCGAAAAGAGUCAACGAACCCCGAAGCAUUUUCUCUACUCCCAGCUGACUACAGGAUCCAAGUUCUGCAUCGUAUUCUCGAUAUAUGCUCUCAGGACAAUUACUCAAACUUGCCAGAUUUUGAAUGGUAUGUGAAUGUCUUGGUGCAAUUAGUCAAUCUUCUUCCUGCAGACGCUGAAGGCUCUCUCACGCAUAUGACGAAUGAUGAGCUUGAAAACGACCACCAGAACUAUAUUACAGGCCGGAUUGGGUCCGAGAUCCGCAAUGUUGUUGUUCGUGUACGGGAGGUUAGGGAGGAGGCAACUCGGGCAGCUGAGUCUUUGAUUCUUGUUGACAACAGAAGGUCUUUGUUCUCCGGAGUGCAUGCCCCGUGCAACAAUAUCCUGGGUUCUUUAGCUUGGGUUGUUGGCGAAUAUUCCGGAUAUCUCUUGUCUCCGGGCCGAACGCUUGAGACUUUGGUUGAUCUAUCUAACAUAUCGUUGCCAGGGAGGACUCUUUCUCUCUACAUACAAGCUAUCCCCAAGGUUCUCAUUACUAUCAUUCGUGAUUGUCACCCACGAUUGGACUCAAAAAAUCGAAGUGAAGUUGCACUUAUACUGGCACGGGUCAUUGAGUUCCUAGAAAUUUUGGGAGCACAUCCCGACUUAGACGUGCAAGAAAGGGCCAUCGAGUUUGUAGAGAUUAUGCGAUUAGCCGCGGAUACCAUCACCCCGACUGAUCCCAGUUCUCGCGACACGCCUUUCUUGCUCUCUUCGGCGAUUCCCGGGUUGUUCCAUGGCCUCGAACUAAAUCCAGUCUCCAUCAACGCUCAACGCAAAGUUCCUUUGCCAGACCAGCUUCAUCUAUACCGGCCUUUCAACAAUGGUAUUUGGGGAAUAUUCAGUCAGGACUUUAGACAUCAUGGAGUGGACGCGAAGCCCUUGUUUCAUGAUUUCUAUUCCAAGGAAGAGGCAUCAAUGGUUGGUAAACAGUUUCUCGAUCAGGGCCCAGAUGACAUGCAGCCUGCCCCAUCAUAUCAAAAUACUGGAGGUGAUUUUCUCGUUGAUCCAGCAGCUUUUAUGAGGCGCAAACUGGACAGGAGAGAACACAGCCGUGAUGACCCCUUCUAUAUUGGAACUGAAGAUUCAGGGUCUGGCAUGCCACGGCUGUCUCACCUCUCCCUAAAUGCGUCGAGCGAUGACGAGCUAGAUAUUGACUCUAUCCCAAUAAUUGAUCUCAAGUUGAGCGAUGUGAGAAUCCGACGUGGUGAACACAUGCCCUCCCCCGUGCCUAGCGAAAGUCGGACAACACUUGGGUUUCGUUCCAAGAGAUACCAUGUAAUUCCGGACGAGAUGAUCGGGGGCGAAGAGUCAAUUGGAGAAACAAUACCUGCAGUGUCCACCAAAACCAACAGGCCGCUCCUUCAAAUUGAUUCUAGCGGUCUCGAGCGCAAUGCAGGGAAAAAAGGCGUAUCAUCGCGUGUUCCAAACAUUGACUCCAGACCUGAAGGUGAUGAAGAGGAAGCCGUGGCAUUGCAGCAUUUGGCAAAAGUUCGUUUGGAGAUGCAAAGAGCGUCUGAGCGAGUGCAUCCAGCGGACAUCCCAGCCGAGGGGACAUUGGUUAAGAAGAAGAGAAAGGUCAAGAGGCCUGGGGUCUCCGAAUCACUGCAGAGUAGAGGACAAAAAGGCAAUCAUGUCUCGUCCUUGGAUAGAAUGGAGAAACGCCAACAAAUGAGGGGGGAAGCUUUGGUGGAGGAACAGAGCCUAACGUGAAAAAAUGGCAAGGUGCUGUAGUAGUAUUUAGGAAGAGGAAAUAAUAUGGAUUGAAGCAAGACC
Aspergillus heteromorphus CBS 117.55 is the source of this 3199-nucleotide messenger RNA. RefSeq names its product putative AP-3 complex subunit delta. Bases 182 to 3136 code for a protein of 984 amino acids. The record is from RefSeq and is a predicted model, not a curated record. Gene Ontology annotation, biological process: protein targeting to vacuole; Golgi to vacuole transport. Lineage: Eukaryota; Fungi; Ascomycota; Eurotiomycetes; Eurotiales; Aspergillaceae. The transcript has 6 exons. Gene Ontology annotation, cellular component: membrane coat; AP-3 adaptor complex; endosome membrane.